AUGAAACAGAUAAUAGAACUUAAUCGACUACAAGAUCAAGUAAAUCAAUUGAUUCGCGAACAAAACAUGACUUUAGAACAAAUCAAUACAAUCGAUGCUAAUAUUCGAUUUACUAAACAGCAAACGAAUGAAUUAUGUCUCAACGAAUUUACUCUACCACCAUUGACCAUUGAUGGUUAUUGCAUCACUAUCAAAAAACGAACAUCAAGAGUAAACAUUAUGUUACCUUUACCAGCUUCACAUCGACUAUUCCAAGGAGAAAAUACUUACUACUCUAUCGCAGCGAACGACAAUUAUAUUUUAGUAGGAGAACAGAGUAAACUACGUCUAUUUGAUCAACAACUGAAUAUUCAAAACGAUAUUAUAUGGAAUCAUGGCCGUCUGAAUGAUAUAUGUUGGUCUUCCACACUCGCUCGAUUUUUUUUGAUUACUCCAGAAGAGAUAUUUACUUUUGAUGACAAAACACUGGUUAUCCAACAAUGUCAAAUUACUCGUAGUAGUACUAAUACUGACUUUUGGUAUUGUGGAACAUGCUUUGAAGACACAUUAUUCUUAUCGACAUGGAAUUUUGCUUCAUCAGUUUUUAAAUAUAGUCUUAAACCUUCGAUUCAAUGCAUAAAUCAAUAUCAACCACCUGUGUCUUGUAAAGAAAACGAAUCCAUCAAAAGUUUGGCAUCGAAUCAUCAAGCAUUGGCUCUAAUGAUUGUCAAUACUCAGAGUCAAAUACAUUUCGAUCUAUGUUCAUUCACAACACUUGAACGAUUUCGAAUAAUUCAACUUGGUUCAAUAUCAAAUUGUCUCAGAAUUCGAUGCUGCUCCCUAAAUAGUAAUCAAUGGGUAGUGAUUAAUCCGAACAACUCAGCAAUAUUACAAAUUUCUGAAAACGAAAUACGCAUUGCAGAAGAAAUCAGAAGUUCGAAACCUUGGGAUGCCAUUCUAUUGAAUAAUGAUGCACUUGUCAUACUGUUGGAAAAAGAUAUCCAUCUUCAUUCACUGUUGUGA
Messenger RNA from Rotaria sp. Silwood2, 1002 nucleotides. The record is from the annotation of a GenBank genome assembly. Lineage: Eukaryota; Metazoa; Rotifera; Eurotatoria; Philodinida; Philodinidae.